AUGGGACUUCAAGGACAUUGUACGUGCAUGCCUUGCUGGACCGAUCCAUUAUCGGCUGUGAACUUCCGUCUCUGUGAUGGAAGCGGUGUUGUAGAAUCACAAGCACCACAAUAUUUAUAUUCAAUAUUGAUAGAUCAAUCAUCCAAUUGGAAUGUGACUGUUUAUGAUUACAACCAAUUGGAACCUGUCAAUCAAUUUGUCGUCCCUUUUAAAUACCAAAGUUUAAUUGGUAUCUUGGAUUUCAAUGCCACCUCUCAACAAUUCCUUGUAUUGUAUUUAAAUGAUAAGAAUGUUGCCAAUACAAUUGGUUCAUUUGAUAUUAAUAAAAAACAAUUAACUAAAAUCAAAGCAUUACCAUUACAAUCAAAUUGUUUUAUCGAUACUAUACCAAUGGGAUAUGAUGAAAGUAAGGAAAUGAUUAUAACGGCAGUGACCAAUUUGGAAAACAAUACAGUCACAUUGAUGGAAUGGAAGUUCCCAGAGAAACAAGAGAUCCCUAUUUCAUUUAACGACCAGUACGCCUUUGACAAUAGUUCCUUUCCAACUGGAGCAUACAAUCUUCACUCCUCUACCUAUUACACACAUUUUGUCGAUCAAGACACUCAACUACACCGUAUUCUCACCUACAACACUACAACCAAUCAAUAUGUAGAUUAUAUCUUGAGUACUUGGAUACCAAGUUCAACAAUAUCAUCAACAGUAUUUUUAAUAUCACCAACACAACAACAAGGAGGAGAAGCACCACAAUUAUAUGGUAUCACACAAGUUGGACAACAAUUAACACUACUACAAAUUGAAUUAGACGAUAGUAACAAUAGUGGCCAAUUCAAAUCAUUAUUACAAAUCAAUAACCCAUACCCACCACAAAGUAUUCCAUAUGUAUUAUCAUCGAGUGAUUCCAAUUAUCUAACAUUAUUUACCUCGACCAACAACGUCACUACAACUCUAACAACUAUUAAUCUUUCCAACCUACAAUACAAAUCAAUUCAAUCCAAUAAUAAUUUCCCUUAUAAUUCUUGGUUCCUUUAUUCAUUUUAA
Messenger RNA from Cavenderia fasciculata, 1038 nucleotides. RefSeq lists its product as uncharacterized. Bases 1 to 1038 code for a protein of 345 amino acids. NCBI's taxonomy places the organism in Eukaryota, Evosea, Eumycetozoa, Acytosteliales, Cavenderiaceae. The transcript has 4 exons. The record is from RefSeq and is a predicted model, not a curated record.